AUGUCAGAUACUCCUAUUAAAGCAGAAGAAAAAAACAAUGAUAAUACAAUAAUUCAAGAAAGCGAAGAAAAUGCUAAUAAAGAUAGUAAAAUUGUAGAAGAGGAAAGUAUAAAACAAGAUGAUAAUGAUAAAAAAUCGGCAACCACUGCCACCAUUACCACUAGUGGUGAUACCGCUACUGCUAAAAAAAAUGCAACAGUUGAAAGUGGGGAGGACUCAGAUUUAGACGAUGAUGAUAUGCCCGAGCUAGCAGAAGAACAAGGAGUAUUACCACCUGAUAUUUCAUCAUUGAAUUUUGAAAAUAUUCUUGGCGGCGGUGGCAGUGGUGGUUCUGCAAAAAAUCAAACUCGUGGAGAAAAAAAAGCUCGAAAAGCAAUGCAAAAGUUGGGAUUGGUACCUGUUCCUGGUAUCACUAGAGUUACAAUCAAAAGAGCAAAAAAUGCCGAAGACCUCAAUUCUCAAGCUCAAGCAAAUGCUGCGCAACAAUUUCAAAAUUCUGCUGAAACUACAACUGCUGCUGCUACAUCUAAAGAAAUUGCUAAAGUCGAAGAAUCAAUCGAAGAAGAUUCAACGGCUAUUGAUGAAACUAAUGUAGAAGCUAAAGAUAUUGAAUUGGUUAUGCAACAGACUGUAAGUAUAGAAAUAAGGAGUAGUAAAGGGAGAAGAGGUUUAGGGAUGAAUUGUGAGGUUGGAAAACUCUAA
Molecule: messenger RNA, 702 nt
Organism: Entrophospora candida
Lineage: Eukaryota; Fungi; Glomeromycota; Glomeromycetes; Entrophosporales; Entrophosporaceae
Source: the annotation of a GenBank genome assembly